Molecule: messenger RNA, 1167 nt
Organism: Erinaceus europaeus (western European hedgehog)
Lineage: Eukaryota; Metazoa; Chordata; Mammalia; Eulipotyphla; Erinaceidae
Gene: BPIFA3
Product: BPI fold containing family A member 3
Exons: 8
Coding region: 203-973 (256 amino acids)
Molecular function (GO): lipid binding
Source: RefSeq, a predicted model, not a curated record
CUGCUUCCCUCAACAUGUGAGCUAGCUCCAGUGGGCACCACCCCAGCCCAUUGGGACACCUUUUCACAGCAUGCUGGGGGCUUCUCUGGUGUCAUCCUCCCACAGAAAGCCACAGGCUCAUCCACCUGAGCAGCAGCCCCCUCAACCACCUGCCUGGACACUACCUGACCCUUCCUGAUACCCACAGGUUCCAGAAUCCAAGAUGUGUCCACUCUGGAGGCUCCUGGUCCUCUGCUUGCUAUCCUGGCCCUCAGCACUGCACCAGUCACUCUGGUCUGGCCUGACCAAGGCCCACACAGACAGCACUUCCGCCCUGCACUGGGGUGGCCAUGCAGUAAGAAUCUCCACUUUGAGCAGAGACACUGUCAGACCCUCUGCAGUUCUCGCCCAGGGCCUGGAGAAGCAUAAUGCAGAGAGGCGAAUUCAGAACCUGCGCCUCCUGGAAAGUCUGAAUGCCUCGGGGCAGAUGGCCUCAGGGAUGGUGGGCUGGCUGAUUGGCAGCAUGACCCUCCAGCAGCAGGAAGAGAGCAGCACCAACAUCACCAACAUCCAGCUGAACUAUGACGGGAUCCAGAUGUCUUUCUACAAGGAGUGGUUCUCAGCCAAUAUCUCACAUGACUUUGACAUUGACUUGAGACUGCCUCUCAAUAACAAGCUCACAACAUUACACACAAGCAUGAUCUUGGCUGUGGAAUUCUGGCUGGAGAAAGAUGGGUUUGGCCGCAGAGAGCUGGUGACAGGCAGCUGCCACGUGGAGCCCAGCAGCGUCCAUAUGUCAGUCCUCACAGAUGACAUCCCAUCAAAGAUGAAACACUUUGUUCACAAUCUCAGGGAGAAUCUGCAAAGUGUUAUCCCACAACUGGUAGAAAGUCAGGUAUGUCCUCUGAUUGAUGAAAUCCUCAGACAGCUUGAUGUGAAGCUGUUGAAAAGCCUCAUAGAACAGGCUGCCGCUCAUGAAUUCUAUCAACUGUGAGUCCUACCAGUCCUCCAUAUGCUGGGCUGGAGUAUCUUCCAGUUGCCUACUGAUGACUGAAAGAAGAUUCCACAUCUUGGCACCUUACAGCAGUGUGGACAUUAGAGUGGAGCUUUUGCUGCUUCAAGACACCUCUACCAUAGGCCCUGUGAAAUCCUGGCCCCUCUUGUAAUAAAUCCUAGCUCUGAAGGGUA